Messenger RNA from Carassius gibelio (silver crucian carp), 2067 nucleotides. RefSeq names its product protein NLRC3-like. The record is from RefSeq and is a predicted model, not a curated record. The coding region runs from base 1 to 2067 and encodes 688 amino acids. The transcript is spliced from 2 exons. NCBI's taxonomy places the organism in Eukaryota, Metazoa, Chordata, Actinopteri, Cypriniformes, Cyprinidae.
AUGGCAUCUGUUAAAGAGCUGAUUGUGAAUACACUGAAUAGACUUGGAAAAGAUGAUCUGAAGAAGUUUCAGUGGUUCUUGAACAAUCGUAAACCGCAGGGUAUUCCAAAAGCUGAAAUAGAGAAUGCAGAUGUUUUAGACACAGUGGACAAGAUUGUGGAGCGUUUUGGACCAGAAGAAGCUGUGAAGAUCACAAUCAACAUCCUGAGGAAGAUGAAUCAGAACCUUCUGGCUGAGGAGUCAGAGAACAAAUACAAGGAAGAUUCAACUGCAGAAAGUCAACAUGAUCUCCAUGAUUACGGAAAGAUCAGUUUCAACCUGAAGAAGAAAUUACAACAGGACUACAGCCAGAUACUGGUUGGUAGUUCACAAACAGGUCAUCAGAAAUAUCUGAGUGAUAUUUACACUGAUCUAUAUAUGGUGAAGAAUGAGACUGGAGGAAUAGUGACUGAACACGAGGUGAGACAGAUUGAACUGAAUAUCCACCACAUUACUGAGAAGGACCCCACAGUCUUGAUUAAUGACCUGUUCAAAGUCCAGUAUGAUACUGGUCGAAGAAACCGGAAAGUGCUGACGAUGGGAAUCGCAGGGGUGGGAAAGACCAUCUCUGUUAAUAAAUUCAUUCUUGACUGGGCUGAAGGAAAAGAAAAUCAGGACAUACUCUUCAUAUUUCCUCUUCCAUUCCGUAGACUGAACAUGAAUACAAAAAAGGAGAGUCUCAUGGGACUGCUAAACAAAUGCUUCUUUAGUGGUCCUGAAGAACUGCCCUCUCUUCCUGAAGAUGACGGUAAGGUCAUGUUUAUCUUUGAUGGGCUGGAUGAAUGUCGCUUCUCAUUGAAGUUUAAAGAGGACUACACAUUAAAAGAUGUGCAUGAACAAGAAACAGUGAGUAAGAUAGUUACAAGCCUGAUUGCAAGAGAUCUGGUUCCUUCUUCUCUCAUCUGGAUCACAUCCAGACCAGCAGCAGCAUGUCAGAUACCACGAGAGUACAUUGAUCAGGUGACAGAGGUGCGAGGAUUCAACGAUGAGCAAAAAGAAAAAUACUUCCUCAAAAACUGCAGUCCUGAGCUUGCUGGAAGCAUCAUCCGUCACAUCAGGAAAUCCAGGAGUCUGUACAUAAUGUGCCACAUCCCCAUCUUCUGCUGGAUCUCUCUCACUGUUCUUCAGCCUCUGCUUGCUGGAGAGAGCAAUGACAAAACACUUACAACUCUCACAGAGAUGUACACAAGCUUCUUAUACUCUCAGCGGCGAGAGAUGAAAAGAAAAUACUGCGAUGAUCCUGGACCUAAGCCCAAACUCACGUCUUUUGAUAAGAUUGCUCUGAAGCUUGGGAAACUGGCGUUUAAACAGCUACAGAAAGGAAAUCUGAUUUUCUACGAAGAAGACAUUGAGGAGUGUGGACUAGAUGUCAGUGAAGGGUUGGUAUUCUCUGGGUUAUGUACUCAGAUCUUUCAGAUGGAAAAGGCUGUGCCAGAGAGAAACAUUUACAGCUUUGUACAUCUCAGUAUUCAAGAGUUUCUCGCUGCUCUUUAUGUGUUUUUCAAAUAUAAAUGCUAUGGAAGAAAUCCAUUUCUUCAAUCAUGGAGGGAAAAACUGACAUGGAAAGUCUCCAAAACGUCCUUAUUUGACCUUCAUAAAGCUGCAGUAAACAAAGCUUUACAAAGUAAAGAUGGACACCUGGAUCUUUUCCUCCGGUUCUUGCUGGGUCUCUCACUGGAGUCCAAUCAGAGUGACCUGAAGGAACUGCUGCCAAAACUGGAAAUAAAACCCAAGAAUGUCAAAGACAUUACUGACUAUAUCAAACAGACAAUAGAGACAGAGAAAUCAGUGGACAGGAUCAUCAAUCUCCUUCACUGCCUAAUUGAACUGAAAGACGACACUAUGGAGGACAUCCAGGAAUAUCUGAGCUCAGAAAAUAUUUCAGCACAGCAUCUCUCCUCUGCUCAGUGGUCGGCUCUGAUGUUUAUACGUCUGAUGUCAGAUGAGAAUUUUGAACUGCAGGAACACAGCAGAUCUGAAGAAGCACAGGGGUUGCCCGUGGCUGACGACAGCAGGAGAGCACUGUAA